CGAAUCGAUUGGGGGGGGGGGGGUGAAGAAGACGCCAACCCUUAGCAAUGGCGGGAAUUGCUCUGUCCUUGAGAAGCCGGUCGAGGUUAGCGUCGUCUCUCCUCGUCGUCGCCAGGCUCCCGGCGGCCGGAGGAGGCGAAGGAGCACAGGUGUUGCGGAGGGUCGCGGCUCUGAGGCCCGUCUGGCCGGCCGCCCCUCCGCUGUGGAGGCCUCGCUGCACGGCCGCGACGGGGGAGUUGACCCCGGCGGCCCCUGACCCCCUGGCCCACCUGCGGCAGAACCCCUGGGAGUAUCUGGACAGCGAAGAAUAUAUCGAGCGCUAUGGGGAGAUUCCCAUCUGGAAGGAUUACAGACGGAACCACAAAGGUGGAAUCCCUCCCCAGAAAACACGCAAGACCUGCAUCAGAGGAAGUAACGUCUGUUCAAACCCGUGCCCGGCUUGCCGAGACCCAAAGAUCAUAAUGGACUUCAAGAACAUCCGUCUUCUGCAGCAGUUUAUUUGCCCACACCAAGGCAUUGUGUUUGACCCGUCGCUAACCGGCCUCUGCCAAAGGCAGCAUAAGAAUCUGCUGGCGGCGAUUAAGAAAGCCCAAGAUUACGGGCUGCUGCUGAUGGAGCUGCCGCUGCUCGCCGAGCCGGCGACGCCGGAGGACUUCACGAACGCGCACGGUGCCGUGUCGCUCACCCCCCCGCCGCCCCACGGCGCCGGCGGAUCUCCCGGCGAGCCGCGUGAGCCGUGGUACCCGUGGUACGCCUGGAGGCAGCCGCCCGCCCGCGAUGUGGAGAAACUACGCAAGCUCUACAAGGGAUUCCUCAAGAAAGACUGACGAUGACGGCGACACUGGUGAUGGUCGUGGAUGACGAGGAUGACGACGCUGAUGAUGAUGACGAUGAUGAUGAUGAUGACGAUGAUGACGAUGAUGAUGAUGACGACGAUGAUGAUGAUGACGACGAUGACGCUGAUGAUGAUGAUGACGACGAUAAUGACGACGAUGAUGAUGAUGACGACGAUGACGACGACGACGAUGAUAACGACGACGACGAUGAUGACGAUGACGACGACGAUGAUGACGAUGCUGAUGAUGACGAUGACGACGAUGAUGACGACGAUGAUGACGAUGAUGACGACGAUGAUGACAACGAUGAUGACGCUGAUGAUGACGACGCUGAUGACGACGCUGAUGAUGACGCUGACUACGACGAUGACUACGACGAUGACGACGCACCGCUGACAUCGGAGAUUAGCGGCGAGCCGAAAACUAGGAGGGGAUACGGCAAAUGUAACGAUGAUAAUGUUUUUGAUAUGGUGCCUUUUUACUCCGGGCGGGCGGGGGGGGGGGGGGGGUCGUAUCGGAGCCCUUUGCACGCAAUGCGCGACCGACUUGCAUCUCGUCUCAAACAUUUAUCAAGGAUGCCCCCGGUGGCAGCUGUCCACGCGCAGCCAAAGCGACUCGGCACUUGUCCUGCGAGCGGGCAUCAGUCUGCCGCCAGUAGGGAUGAUUGCUCUGUGUAAUCCCAGCUGAGUGAUUAUCGUGCAGAGGUUGGUACUUCCUGCUCAGUGUCACCUUGUCCAUUACUCGUUUGGUUCUUUCGGUAAAGUCGCGUAUAAAGAGAAAGCAAUACAUUAAAGACUAGCAUACGACGUUUCGAUUGCAACACAAGCAAUCGUCAUCAUCAGAUAUAAAUUAAAUAGAAACACAAAUCUAGUAGACUUAGAAAUGUAAUGUAAUACAACAGAGAGUCGGAUAACAUAACAGUCAACACCCUACCUGGUUGAUUACGUUCUUCCUGAGAAUGCAAAAUUUUAGAGAGAGAUAAACCACAGAACCAGAGACAUAAGUAGAGACAGAUAUCACAGAGAUACAUACAUAGGCACACAGAGAAACCACGCCUCUGUCGAGGCCUUAAAUAGAGAGAGGGGGCGGAGAGAGGGAGGGGUUAGAUAAAUUAGCAUGUCAAUGAGUGGCACGGUGAUGAUUGCUUGUGUUGCAAUCGAAACGUCGUAUGCUAGUAUUGAAUUUAUUAUUUUCUCUUUCUACGUGACUUCACCGAAAGAACUAAAAGAGUAAUUCCUGCAGUCACGAAAGCUCCAAAUGAACCUUGUCCUUUGUUGAACCAGGAGAUGAAAUAAAAAAGCGAUUGUGACUCGUGAAACUUUG
This is a messenger RNA of Lethenteron reissneri (Far Eastern brook lamprey), 2159 nucleotides long. RefSeq names its product small ribosomal subunit protein mS40-like. Gene Ontology annotation, molecular function: structural constituent of ribosome. The record is from RefSeq and is a predicted model, not a curated record. Gene Ontology annotation, biological process: mitochondrial translation. Gene Ontology annotation, cellular component: ribosome; mitochondrion. Lineage: Eukaryota; Metazoa; Chordata; Hyperoartia; Petromyzontiformes; Petromyzontidae.